CAAUCCAAACCAUCACCAAUAUUCUUUUUGCUCCCCCUCUUUACAACUCUCCACCAUCAUCACGAUACGAACCGAACUUAAUUUGUCCACCGCGAUCAUGGAAUCAUUCGAGUAUGUUGCCCAUCCAGCACGGGUGAUUUUCGGCAGCGGCACGAUCAAGAAGCUGCCAGAGGAGCUGGCAAAGCUCAAACUCACUCGCCCAGUUGUUCUCUCUACGCCAGAGCAAACUGGACAUGCCGAGCAGGUCAAGGAGGUUCUUCAGGGCCAGGUGGCCGGGCUCUUCGGCGAGGCAACGAUGCACACUCCUACCGAUGUGACGGAGCGUGCGGUGCAGUUUGCGACUGGAGCCAAAGCCGACUCGAUUGUUUCUAUCGGAGGGGGCAGCACCAUUGGCCUAGGAAAGGCCAUCAGCAUUCGCACCGGCUUAUACCAUAUUGCCAUCCCUACGACAUAUGCUGGCAGCGAGGUCACGCCUAUUCUGGGCGAGACGGCGGAUGGUCGCAAGGAGACCCGAUCCGAUCCCAAGAUUCGGCCCGGAACCGUUAUUUACGAUGUCGAUUACACCUUGACCUUGCCAGUCGGCCUCAGUGCCACCAGCGGCGUGAAUGCCAUCGCGCACGCAGUUGAGGCUCUCUAUGCCCGCAACAGCAAUCCUGUCGUCAACCUGAUUGCCCAGGAAGGCACCAAAGCACUCGCAAGCGCGCUUCCCGAGAUUAUCAACGACCCUGGCUCGCAGGCCGCCCGAUCCACUGCUCUCUAUGGCGCAUGGCUCUGCGGCACAUGUCUCGGCAAUGUGGGCAUGUCUCUACACCACAAGCUCUGCCACACCCUUGGUGGCAGCUUCAACCUACCUCAUGCGCAGACACACACCAUCGUCCUGCCACACGCCCUCGCCUACAAUGCCCCAAAGAUUCCCCAAGCAUUAAAGAGACUCGCUGAGGCGCUUCCCGAUGGUGACGGCGAUGCAGUCAAGGGCUUCAACAUCCUGCUCUCGAAGCUCAAGGUGGAACGAGGGCUCAAGGCGUACGGCAUGAAAGAGAGUGACAUUGACAAGGCCGCCGACAUUGCGGUGGCCAAUCCUUACUGGAACCCGCGAGAUAUUGAGCGGACUGCGGUGCGGGAGCUUAUCCGACGGGCAUGGGCCGGCGAGGAAGCCCGAAGUGACUUGUAAACUGUAUCAAGGUCUAGCUAAAUAAAUAAUUUCUCAGCCCUUC
Molecule: messenger RNA, 1214 nt
Organism: Cryphonectria parasitica EP155
Lineage: Eukaryota; Fungi; Ascomycota; Sordariomycetes; Diaporthales; Cryphonectriaceae
Product: Dehydroquinate synthase-like protein
Exons: 1
Coding region: 98-1171 (357 amino acids)
Biological process (GO): protein histidyl modification to diphthamide
Cellular component (GO): mitochondrion
Molecular function (GO): maleylacetate reductase activity; alcohol dehydrogenase (NAD+) activity; 2-(3-amino-3-carboxypropyl)histidine synthase activity
Source: RefSeq, a predicted model, not a curated record